Messenger RNA from Gaeumannomyces tritici R3-111a-1, 255 nucleotides. Its product is annotated as cytochrome b5. Gene Ontology annotation, molecular function: heme binding. The transcript is spliced from 2 exons. Lineage: Eukaryota; Fungi; Ascomycota; Sordariomycetes; Magnaporthales; Magnaporthaceae. Gene Ontology annotation, cellular component: membrane; intracellular membrane-bounded organelle. The record is from RefSeq and is a predicted model, not a curated record. Bases 1 to 255 code for a protein of 84 amino acids.
AUGUCUAAAUCAUUCACCGUCGCCGACGUCGCCAAGUUCAACAACGAGAAGGAUGGCAUGUACAUCAUCAUCGACGACGGCGUCUACGACAUAACAAACUUCCUCGAGGAGCACCCCGGCGGCGUCAAGAUCCUCAAGCGCAUGGCCGGCAAGAACUCGACCAAACAGUUCUGGAAGUACCAUGGCAAGCACGUGCUGGAAAAGUACGGCGAGAAGCUCAAGGUCGGCAAGGUCGCCGAGACAGCCAAACUGUGA